CUCAGAGGUUACUUUUGAUAUUCGAAACGAGAAAAUCCUGUGGAAAUUUAAUUUAGAAGAACCUCGGUCGGUCAGAUCAAUACUUUAUUAAGCACCAUGGCUAAUUCAGGAAAAGGAACAUUUCGACCGGACUCUGACGUCCAUAUAUCCUUUGAAGACCAACAAAAGAUUAACAAAUUUGCGCGGCUGAACGCUAAAGUUGACGAUUUCAAAGAUGAGCUGAAAGUAAUACAAAACGACAUGAAGAAUUUGGAAGAAGCAGUCGAAGAGCUGGCGCUUGCUGACGACAGCGAGAAGAUUCCUUACCUUGUUGGAGAAGUAUUCAUUUGCCAGAGUCUUGAAGACACCAUGAAAUCAUUAGAAGAAUCAAAACAGAAAAAAGAAAAUGAAAUAGCUGAAUUAGAAGCAAAAUGUGAGGAACUCAAGUCUCAAAUGGCUGAACUGAAGGCACACCUUUACGGAAAGUUCGGAAGCCAUAUUAAUUUGGAAAAUGAGGAGGAAUGACACAUCAAAUGCAAUAUUCAGAUAAUGAAACA
This is a messenger RNA of Cydia amplana, 536 nucleotides long. RefSeq names its product probable prefoldin subunit 4 (gene Pfdn4). Gene Ontology annotation, cellular component: cytoplasm; prefoldin complex. The coding region runs from base 97 to 504 and encodes 135 amino acids. Lineage: Eukaryota; Metazoa; Arthropoda; Insecta; Lepidoptera; Tortricidae. The transcript has 3 exons. Gene Ontology annotation, biological process: protein folding. The record is from RefSeq and is a predicted model, not a curated record.